Molecule: messenger RNA, 567 nt
Organism: Protopolystoma xenopodis
Lineage: Eukaryota; Metazoa; Platyhelminthes; Monogenea; Polystomatidea; Polystomatidae
Source: the annotation of a GenBank genome assembly
AUGAUUGGCCGGGCGACGAGCUGGAGAGACGGCUUGCAUCCUGGGCGAAGGUUGUGCAAUCGGUGCCUUCUGAUUCGCCAAGGCAACUCGUCCCAGAGUGCCCAUUGGUCGGUUUCACCCACUCUCGGCAUGUCGUCUCUGAGCAGAGUCGGAGUCGCCUUGGCUCCAUGCUUUUGGCUCCCAACCUCUCACGACAACUCGUCCUUUUCCCCGCAUCUUGUCGCUAGCGCUGCAUGUCCUGUGCGUGUGCGCAGGCACGUAUGCACACAGACCUUCGUGCCGGCAGACUCGCUCGUCUCACCCUCUCCACCGGCGAUCUCCUCGUGCGCUCAUCCCACUCUCGGCCAGGCUCCUCUCUCCUCCUCUCUCCUCCUCUCUCCUCUCCUUUCCUCGUCGACUGGCCAGUCAGCCCGGCCGGGCAUAGGCGGGCUUGAGCGGCCGGUUACGCAAGCAAUCCUGUGCUCGGCCUCCGCGACAUUGGCUCGCGGGCCUAGGCCUUUUCUCUGUCCCUCCUGGGUCUGGUGUGCCCGGCUCUGCCCCACCCAACGCCAGGACAAGUUGGUUUGA